Molecule: messenger RNA, 995 nt
Organism: Nicotiana attenuata
Lineage: Eukaryota; Viridiplantae; Streptophyta; Magnoliopsida; Solanales; Solanaceae
Exons: 1
Coding region: 90-719 (209 amino acids)
Source: RefSeq, a predicted model, not a curated record
AGGUAACUCCAACAAUUUAUAAUCAAAGAAAAGAAGAAAAUAGUAGAGAAAAGAAGAAAAGAAGGUAGGUAACUCCAACAAUUAGAGAGAUGUCUAUGGACACAACUACAGAAGAUAGUGAUUCCUUUAUUUCUAAUACUUAUGGAAUCAUCUGCGGUUAUUCUGAUAAUUCAGGGUGGGGUGAAAGCAUGAUCUCAGAUCCCAAUAUUAUUUCGUCUCCUUCAAGGAGUGUAGACGACUGCCAUCAGCAGCAGUCGAAGCAACAGAUUUCGACUGCUGCUGGUGGCGGUUGUACUGAUGAUCUGAUUAUAUUAUCAGGUGCAUCUUCUAGGAUGCAGUUUAAUGCUUAUUGCAAUAACUGUAACCGAGAUGGUUUUGAACUUGGUCUAGGUAUGAAUAUUGGUGGUGGAGAAGUGAACAAAGGAGCUAGCGUUAGCUCGUCUGUCCAAACCUUGAUGGCAGUACAACGGGAAACCCUAAGUGUAAACAGAGGUUAUUCACAUACUAAUAAGAAUAACAACACCAAGCCAAAGGUUCACGAGUGUUCAAUUUGUGGGUUAGAGUUCUCAUUAGGUCAAGCUUUGGGUGGUCACAUGGGAAGACAUAGACCACGUUCGAUUAAAGCAACAAACACUAAGGUUUCCUUGACUACUUUUGAUGAGAUUAAGGAGGAGUCGAGAAGCAUUCCGUUGCUGCUUGAUCUUAACUGGCCACCGUAGCCGCCGCCAAGAGAUAUGGCGGGACGGAUGGGAUCCUUCACCUUUAACUAAAGGUCUUCGAUCCUAGCUCGAAGAACGAAGAAAUUCUCAAUAUGGAGGCUUCCCCUUUGGUGGACUGUAAUUACUUAUUAUUUUAGUUGAUAGAAGAGAGUUUUUUGUACGUGUAUGUUGUAUUAUAUUCUUAGUAAGGUGCUUUAGGUCUUUAUAACUAUCACGGGUAUAAAAUCUUGCUUUAAUUUAUCUGGUAUUUGAUUAUUAUUUUGAAUUUCAGCAUAU